CCUUGAGCGCCUACUGCUUCAUUGGCCAUGAGAGUUUCCUCGAUAAAAGCGACACAUGCGAAACACUAGAAACACUCACGGCCCAGAUCCUUGCCGUCUCUGUUCUAUUCAUGUGCCGGGCCGUCAAUCAUUCAAUCCUAUUGUUCGACGGAACAUUGCCUUUGUAAGAGCAUGUGCGUCCCUUCUCUGCCGUCCGAUAUAUCAGUAGACUCCUCAUUGUGCAAUUGCAUGUGGCCCAUCUACUCCCCAUUCAUCCGUAUGAACAAUUCGCUCUCUUUAUUCAGCCUCCCGCAGCCCUAUUGUCCUUGGGAGACAAUGGCCAUGGGCCAUCCUUAGCCAUUCAUUCCUUAUUGCUACAUAAGUCCUCGAUAGAAACCAGACCUCUCCGGUCUCUACUUACUUCUUACGCCUUUCCUUACCUUCCUGUUCCCCCGGACUCCUCUCUCCUACUCUUCGACAGAGAUACUAAAAAAAAGACCACCGCCAAAACAUCUGCUUGCCAGAUACAUCUUCAGAAAAAAAAAUUAGCAAUCUGCAGGUCAGAGGCUACGAUAGCGGUCUCAUCAAGACAUUCAUUAAUCAGCAUUCGAAUACGAGGAGCCCGAGAUGCUUCCUACGAUCAAAGGUACCGGCUACCUAGUCCUCAAUGGACUUCGAGCUCUCACCCUCAUUGGCCUCGCCAUGGCCAUGGCGUCCUCUUGGAUCAUGAUUGUACUGUCAUGUCUUGGUGGACGCUUCGACUUUUUCGACUCGGCUUCUCACUUCUUCGUCUUCGCCGUCGCCAUCUUUCUCUUCAUCUCCGAGUUGAACAUUAGGUCGUUCAGAGGAUUCUUCGCCAGGAGCUGGCCUGUCCUAUGUCCGACUCAUUCACUGGUAUGGCUCGGUCUAGCCAUGGUCGUCAUGGGCUGCGCCAUCAUGGGCGAUCUGGUCAAACCGGCCUACUCCAUGGACAACCUCGGACUCGCCAUGUGGCGCCUCGUACUAGCCUCGGGCAUCCUCUCCCUCACUUUCGGCGUCUUCAACGUCGUCGCGUCGCUCAUCUUCAACACUUCUGAAGGCGAGGGCAAGAUCAGAAGACGAAUCACGGCUAGAAUGAUCCGCAGCCACGGUGACCAAGCUAGGGGCAUCAUCGAGAAGCAGGACCCAUUCCCUGACUACUACAGUAGCCAGAGCGGCUACCCCGAGGAUCUGCCACCGGCGGUGAACGACCACUACUACCCCCCGGUGGUGCAGGAGCAAGAGCAACCGGAGCUGGACAACACCUUCAAGGCGCGGGCGCACAGAUGGACCAGGGCGGCCUUUCCCAAGAACUUUCGCAAAUCCGGCAGGUUCCCCGUCAUUAGCGAUCCCAUCCCCAGCGUUGGGGUGGUGGCGCCCACUCCUCAGAUGAACGCGGACAGCAAGCGAUCUGGUGAUCAUACUGGCGACCUCGAACGCGGCGACAGCUUCCGCAGCAACCGCAGAAACAGUGGCGGGCGCUUCCCUAUCAACACCGGCGCAGGAAGAAACAACAGCCCUCCGCCCCAGAAUGACCGUUCCAGCCCAGUCUCGCCAAACGUCCAGAGACCGCCAACUGUGCUACACCCUUACUACAAUGGCGGUAGGAGGAGCCCGAGUCUGUACAGUGAUGCGAACAUGUCCCGAUUCUAAGGGUUGGUGGGUUAAGUGAUGAUGGGUCGUACAAUUUGAGUUGGGCUGGGAUAUGAGCGACAGACUUCUGUAGAUAGCUGGCUUUUUUUUCUUCUUUUUUUUCUUUCUUUCCCCUGUUCUUUUCAUUUUUUGUUCCUUUGAAAAUACCCAGUAUGAGAGAUUCUGCAUAUGGUCAAGGCGUUUUUGUAUUCUUGGCCCAGGUGCCAUCAUGACGAAGAAUUGAGAAUACACAGUUAAUGGCUCAGUUCCCGAAAGGGGAUACGAC
Neurospora crassa OR74A is the source of this 1915-nucleotide messenger RNA. RefSeq lists its product as hypothetical. The coding region runs from base 607 to 1650 and encodes 347 amino acids. The record is from RefSeq and is a predicted model, not a curated record. The transcript has 2 exons. NCBI's taxonomy places the organism in Eukaryota, Fungi, Ascomycota, Sordariomycetes, Sordariales, Sordariaceae.